AUGUCUGGAGGAAAAUCUGGUGGAAAGUCCGCUUCUUCUAAGGGUACUCAGUCCCGUUCCGCCAAGGCCGGUCUUGCCUUCCCCGUCGGUCGUGUCCACCGUCUCCUCCGCCGCGGUAACUACGCCCAGCGUGUCGGUGCUGGUGCCCCCGUCUACCUCGCUGCCGUUCUCGAGUACUUGGCUGCCGAGAUCCUCGAGUUGGCUGGUAACGCCGCCCGUGACAACAAGAAGACCCGUAUCAUCCCCCGUCACUUGCAGCUCGCCAUCCGCAACGAUGAGGAGUUGAACAAGCUUCUCGGAUCCGUUACCAUCGCCCAGGGUGGUGUUCUUCCCUCUAUCCACUCCAACCUUCUCCCCAAGAAGUCUACCGGUGCCGAGUCCAAGGGCAAGGCUUCCCAGGAGUUGUAA
Molecule: messenger RNA, 408 nt
Organism: Saitoella complicata NRRL Y-17804
Lineage: Eukaryota; Fungi; Ascomycota; Saitoellomycetes; Saitoellales; Saitoellaceae
Product: histone H2A
Exons: 2
Coding region: 1-408 (135 amino acids)
Cellular component (GO): nucleosome
Molecular function (GO): DNA binding; protein heterodimerization activity; structural constituent of chromatin
Source: RefSeq, a predicted model, not a curated record